Molecule: messenger RNA, 1833 nt
Organism: Cladophialophora immunda
Lineage: Eukaryota; Fungi; Ascomycota; Eurotiomycetes; Chaetothyriales; Herpotrichiellaceae
Exons: 1
Coding region: 221-1231 (336 amino acids)
Source: RefSeq, a predicted model, not a curated record
UGACGUGCCUCCUCUCCCCUUUUGCAAAGUAUUUGAAUCCCCUUCCUGACCGUUGCAUUGUGUUCUUGUUUCUCAUCUUGCACAUCAUUCACUCUUCCCAACGAUCAGCAGUCCUUCGUUGAACAAAAAGGUCAAUCGUUUCUAAACAAGAUUCAAUAACGCAUAAUCCCUCACCCCCCUCGACAAUUAUACUAUAAUACAUCCUACCCCCACCAACACCAUGAAGUCAGCAGUUGUUCUAGCUUUUGCUACACUCGCCGUCGCAGCUCCUGGCGGCGGUCAGGGAGCCGGAUGGGGUUCUGGCGGCGACAACGGCAAUGGCCAAGGUCAAUGGGGAGACCAAGGUGGCAAAGGUGGCCAGGGCGCCGGUGACAGCGGAAGCUGGGGAGACUGGUCGAGUCAAGGCGGAAACGGAGGUCAGUGGAAUGACUGGACAUCAUCAUCACUAGCACCAUCCCCCACGACUACUUCCCUUCCCCCUCCCCCUCCUCCCGUCUCUACCACAUCCCAGUGGGAGGAGUGGAGUUCGACGACGACGACGACGACAAAAACCACUACCACUACCACUACCACUUCCAAGCUCACCCCCGUUCUCGAGACGACGACCAGCCAUUGGCAAGAUUGGACGAGUACUAACUCUGUGCCUCCCGCUCCAGCUCCCGAGAGUUCCAAGUGGCAAGAUUGGACGACCUCGGCGCCGCCAGCUCCCAUCACCACUUCUUCAGUUCCUCCGGCGCCAGUUGUGACUUCAUCGUCUCAUUGGCAGGACUGGACUUCUUCCGCACCACCAGCCCCCAUCGAGACCAGCUCGUGGGUUGAAUGGACGACCUCUUCGCCUGCGGCACCGGUGGAAGUGAGCACUUCCCAUUGGCAAGAUUGGAGCUCGUCCGUCGCGCCCAUUUCCACGACGACUUGGGGUUACUGGACUUCUGCUUCCCCCGUCGCGCCGGUCAUCGAGAGCACCAGCUCGUGGGCCGACUGGUCCUCCAGCGUCCCUGUCGCUCCGGCUUCCAGCAGCUCGUGGAGUGAUUGGUCUUCCACGGUUCCGAUCGUUACUUCCACACCGACGCCCGUGGCUCCCACGACUUCGACAUGGGCGACCUCCGUCCAGUCGACGACACCUGUUGCUCCGAUCGCCAGCCAGUUCACCGGCGCCGCUGCACCGGUAGCCACCGGCGGAGUCAAGAUUGCUGGCGCCGCCGCCGCCUUGAUGGUCGCCGCCCUGCUUUAGAAGCGGGAACACAUCACCAUCGCUACCCUCGACCACACUCAAAACGACAGAACCCCCCCGUCUCUUCGACUCUCGUUCCCAACACGUUUGGCGGGACAGAAUCGCGAUCGAUUCGGGUCUUGUUCAUUUCGCUUUCUUGUUUGGAACCAGCAACCACGGCUUGCUUGCUUUGCUUAAUGACCCACGACCACUAAUGAGAAGAAAAGGGGCACCGAACCCCCCUUUUUCAAAAACACCCACGAGACUCAUGAUCACUCCUUUACAUGAGGAUCCCACUGGCUUGGAAUCAGGAAUCAGGAAUCAGGAUAUUUUGGAGAAACAAAAGGAAGAAACCACCGGAUGGAUAACAACGGAGAAAAAAAGGAAUGGACAUUUUACCCCCCAUCUGGAGAAGGGGCCACAAAUGUGUAUGUACGUCAAUGUCAAAUGUCAAAUGUCCAAUUGUUCAAACAAACAAACAAACUCAACCCCAAAGGCAUCGUUUCAGCAGGAAUGGGCACAUCAUGUCUAGGUUGGGGUUUAUGUACGAGAAUAGAAUCAAUAGAGUCUUGAAUAGAAUAGAAAUUGUCAACCAAAACAAAUCAAACGACCUUUUUGAAUGC